Molecule: messenger RNA, 1462 nt
Organism: Mercurialis annua (annual mercury)
Lineage: Eukaryota; Viridiplantae; Streptophyta; Magnoliopsida; Malpighiales; Euphorbiaceae
Product: protein SGT1 homolog
Exons: 9
Coding region: 130-1215 (361 amino acids)
Biological process (GO): protein stabilization; defense response to fungus
Cellular component (GO): cytoplasm; nucleus
Molecular function (GO): protein-folding chaperone binding
Source: RefSeq, a predicted model, not a curated record
UUACUCGUAGACUUGGUUUAAUUAAGUCUUCAUCUCCCUAAAUAAACAACAAAACCUCUCUCAAUUUCAAUUCAAGUCCAUUCAUAUUUUUUCAACUCUAUUCACUCUCUCUCAGUUCUAGACUCUUCCAUGGCUUCCGAUCUCGAAAAGAAGGCCAAAGAAGCCUUCAUCGACGACCACUUCGAGCUCGCCGCCGACCUCUUAUCUCAGGCCAUUUCUCUAAACCCUAACAGCGCCGAACUGUACGCCGACCGCGCUCAGGCCAACAUUAAACUCCACAAUUUUACUGAGGCGGUUGCUGAUGCGAACAGAGCAGUUGAGUUGGAUCCUUCCAUGGCUAAAGCUUACUUGCGGAAAGGUACUGCUUGUGUAAGGCUUGAGGAGUAUCAAACUGCCAAGGCAGCCUUAGAGAUUGGUGCUUCUUUGGCCCCAGAAGAUGCUAGAUUCACUAAGUUGAUCAAAGAAUGUGACAAGUGCAUUGCAGAUGAGACUGCUAAUCUUCCAAAUAAAGAGUCAGAAACUCCAGAAAAUGUUGUCUCUAUGGAAGAUGUACACCCUGUGGCUGACCAUUCCAGCCAGGUGCCAAUAGCUGUGCCAUCCAAACCAAAAUAUAGGCAUGAAUUCUACCAGAAGCCUGAGGAGGUGGUUGUUACUAUAUUUGCGAAGGGCUUGCCAGCUAGUAGUGUUGUUGUUGACUUUGGCGAGCAAAUACUAAGUGUUAGCAUCGAUGUUCCUGGUGAAGAUGCUUACCAUUUUCAGCCUCGAUUAUUUGGAAAGAUAGUACCUGAAAAAUGCAGAUUUAAUGUGUUAUCUACUAAGGUUGAAAUACGACUUGCAAAGGCUGAUCCCAUACACUGGACAUCUCUUGAAUUUGUGAAGGAUCAAGCAGUUCUGCAAAGGGUUAAUGUAUCCUCAGCUAAUGCAUCGAAUAGACCUUCUUAUCCUUCAUCAAAACCAAAAGGAGUAGACUGGGACAAGUUGGAAGCUCAAGUGAAGAGGGAGGAGAAAGACGAAAAGCUAGAUGGUGAUGCAGCUUUAAAUAAAUUUUUCCGUGGGAUAUAUGGUGAUGCUGAUGAAGACACAAGAAGGGCAAUGCAAAAAUCUUUCGUGGAAUCAAACGGGACUGUGCUUUCGACAAACUGGAAAGAAGUGGGUACAAAGAAGGUGGAAGGAAGUGCUCCGGACGGUAUGGAGAUGAAGAAGUGGGAAAUCUAAGCUCUUGGUUUCUAUGGAUAUAUUGUAGUGUUCUCUUUUGGGAUUUUGAAUCAUCCUGUCUCUGUUUUGGUAUUCUUUUCCUCUUUCAGUUCGUAUUUAUCAAACUUGGAACUAAAGAGUAGGUUGUCUUUCUUCGGUUUACGCGAUACAUGUUCUGUUCAUCUCUUGAUAUGCAUGUCUGAAAACUUCGACUGCCUUGAUCUACCAGUUGUAAUUUUGUUUGUUGUUUAGUACAGUUUGCUUGCAA